AUGUCGCAUCGACAAACGUUACACUCCGGCUUACCGCAUGUGAACCGAUGGUAUUGCAUCGGUUUGCCGUGGCUCUCUUCAAUCUUAUCACCGUUCGAAUGCUUGACUAUCGGAAAGCAAAUCGGUGUCUCAUGGACAUCACCAUAUAUCAUCGAUACUUUACGCUCACUUAUUCGACAGUUGUCCGACCUCAGAGGGAUGCAAACACCUACAAAAGCCAACGAAUUAAUGUGA
Anisakis simplex (herring worm) is the source of this 234-nucleotide messenger RNA. The record is from the annotation of a GenBank genome assembly. NCBI's taxonomy places the organism in Eukaryota, Metazoa, Nematoda, Chromadorea, Rhabditida, Anisakidae.